UGUGUGUGGGUUUCAGUCAUUUCAAUUAAAAGGGACUUCCUGAUAAUUGCAUAUGUAAAGAGGUUUCAGGAAUGCAGCUCCAACCUCCAACCCCUUCAGGAGAAAACGGUCUUUGAUCUUCUGGGGCCAUUUGGUUGUAGGUCUGACUUGGAUCAUAAAUCAAUCAUCUCAAUCCCUGGGAACCGCCACAGGCAUCUGCUCCCGUGUGGGGAACAAAGGUGUAUUGUCUACUGUAUGUUAAGAAGAUCCGGCCACACGUGGGGGCCACCUAGGGAGCCAUUUGGUUGCGGGACCAUGUCAGUCUGGGAGGUGACUUCAGACGCGGGAAAACGGAUGCUGACUCCUAACAUGGACUGACAGAAGUGGGCAGGCUCCCUGCCAGCCAAUCUCUAGCGACCAGAGGCGGAGAUUCGGCGGCCAUCUUGCUCCCGGGGGAGGAUGUUCUGCCCACAUGCUUAAAAGUCUGAACUCAAGGAAUUUUCCUGUGUCUCCAGACAAGCUGCAUGUGAAUUCGGAAUGUAACCUCUUGCGUAUUGCAGGCCUUGAUUUUGGACACCCAGAUCGAUCUGUUUUAUUCUGUUUUAUUCUGUUUUUACUAUGUUUUUAGAAAUAUUGUUAGGGAAUAAAUUUGUUAAUCUUUAAUCCGGACGAAUCCCGUGGUUUUCUUCUUCUCGACUUUAUUGGACAUGCAACAAAGGAAAGUAAUCUCAAAGCGACAGAUUAUAUUUUCCAACAACAGCUAAUAAUGAAAACAGUUCAUUGUUGAAAUCAGGUUAGUGAAAUCCAUAGAACUGGGUAAGGGGGUUCAUUAUAAAAUUAAAGCACGAUGUAUCAGAUUUUAAAUGUUUGAUUUUCUGAACCCCUGUUAAAUGAAAAGCCAAAGCAGCCGAAGCAAAAAUACGUUUCCACUCGAGGGCGCCACCACUAUCCCGUCCGUCAUCGUGCAUUUAAAUUAACCGCAGAAGAAGUCUCCUAAUCUGACCGGGAAAUUGCUCCAGCCCCGCUGUCCUGAAUGAGGAGGGGACCUUGGACCAGCGGAGGAGGCUGAAUCUGUCCGGACGUUUUCCGCCUCUCAGCUCAGAGGCAUCGAUGGCGCGUUAGCUCGUCGCCCGCACCGAGCAUCGCUAGGACGGCGGGAGAGUUCAGAAGCGGCCGUUACUUUGCUAGCUAGCAGCGGACAUGACUCAACAAGCUGCCGCCCUGCAGACCUACAACAACGAGCUGGUCAAAUGCAUCGAGGACCUGUACUCCAAACGGGAGGAGCUGAACCGUCAGAUCAAGCUGGAGGAAGAGGAGAAAGAGCGGCUGCAGCACGACAUCCAGAUCCUGUCGGAGAAGCUGAGCCGAGUGGAGAAGAGUCUGGCUCAAAGGCUGGCCGCUCGGGCCACGUUCGACCGCACCAUCGCAGAGACGGAGACGGCGUACACCAAGAUCUUGGAGAGUUCCCAGUCUCUGCUGAGCGUCCUGAAGCAGGAAGCGGGGAACCUCAGCAGAGCCACAGAGCCGCGCAGGAAGGAGCAUUAAGGCCCGAAGGAUGUGCCGGCGCUCGCCUUCAGCCGCCGUGUCAAAUAUGUCACUGAUUUCUUAGAGGUUAUUUAAAUAAACGUGUUUGUUCAGUAAAAA
Molecule: messenger RNA, 1623 nt
Organism: Oryzias latipes (Japanese medaka)
Lineage: Eukaryota; Metazoa; Chordata; Actinopteri; Beloniformes; Adrianichthyidae
Gene: ssna1
Product: Sjogren syndrome nuclear autoantigen 1
Biological process (GO): axon extension
Cellular component (GO): ciliary basal body; centrosome; axon
Source: RefSeq, a predicted model, not a curated record